CAGGCUGCAGUCAGCUCCGGGGCUCAGACCGGCUGCUCCUCGCUUCCUGCUGUGGCCGUCCGUCCCCAGUCCAUGUGUCGUCCAGGGACUGUCGCCCGUGAGGCCGGGACUGCUGGAAGACGCUUCAUCACGUGGAGACGGGAGCACGUCCGAGCUGCUACAUCAGGAAUAGCAGUAAGCACACAGUGACAUGAGCUGAGGAAUGAAGAAAAUGUCGGUCAGCAUACAUGAGAACCGCAAGUCCAGAGCCAGUACUGGCUCUAUGAACAUCUACCUGUUCCACAAGUCGUCUUAUGCUGACAAUGUGCUAACACAUCUUAACCUAUUAAGACAGCAGUGCCUCUUCACCGAUGUCUUAUUACUGGCGGGAAACCGGUCUUUUCCCUGCCAUCGUGCUGUCCUUGCUGCUUGCAGUCGCUACUUUGAAGCAAUGUUUAGUGGAGGUCUUAAAGAAAGCCAAGCCAAUGAGGUGAACUUUCACAAUGCAAUCCACCCAGAAGUUUUAGAACUCCUUUUGGAUUACGCAUAUUCUUCCAGAGUCAUAAUAAAUGAAGAAAAUGCUGAAUCCCUUCUGGAAGCUGGAGAUAUGUUGGAGUUUGAGGACAUUAGAGAUGCAUGCGCUGAGUUCUUAGAGAAGAACCUUCAUCCAACCAACUGUCUAGGUAUGCUUCUCCUGUCCGAUGCUCAUCAAUGUACCAAACUGUACGAACUGUCUUGGAGAAUGUGCCUUACCAACUUCCAAACCAUCUGCAAAACGGAAGACUUUCUACAGUUACCCAAAGAGUUUGUUGUCAAAUUGUUAUCACAUGAAGAACUGGAAACUGAAGAUGAGAGGAUGGUGUACGAGUCUGCAAUGAACUGGAUUAAUUAUGAUCUAAAUAAACGUCACUGUUACUUAAGUGAGCUGCUCCAGACUGUACGAUUAGCCCUGUUACCAGCCAUAUAUCUCAUGGAGAAUGUAGCUAUGGAGGAACUGGUCAUUAAGCAGAAAAAAAGCAAAGAACUUGUAGAAGAAGCAAUUAGGUGUAAGUUAAAAAUAUUGCAAAAUGAUGGAGUGGUGACAAGUAUGUGUGCGAAGCCUCGCAAAACCGGCCAUGCUUUGUUUCUCCUGGGCGGACAGACUUUCAUGUGUGAUAAAUUAUACCUGGUUGACCAGAAGGCAAAAGAAAUUAUACCCAAAGCAGACAUUCCAAGUCCGCGCAAAGAAUUCAGUGCAUGUGCAAUUGGCUGCAAAGUAUAUAUCACUGGUGGAAGGGGUUCAGAGAAUGGGGUUUCAAAGGAUGUGUGGGUCUAUGACACACUUCAUGAGGAGUGGUCAAAGGCUGCACCAAUGCUGGUAGCACGGUUUGGCCAUGGGUCUGCUGAACUAAAACAUUGUUUGUAUGUAGUGGGUGGGCACACAGCAGCAACUGGCUCACUCCCUGCAUCUCCAUCAGUGUCCUUAAAACAAGUGGAACAAUAUGACCCAUCAACCAACAAGUGGACCAUGGUAGCUCCUCUCCGAGAAGGUGCUAGCAAUGCUGCUGUAGUUAGUGCGAAGCUUAAAUUAUUUGCCUUUGGUGGGACUAGUGUUAGUCACGAUAAGUUGCCCAAGGUUCAAUGUUAUGAUCCUUCUGAAAACAGAUGGAGUGUACCAGCCACUUGUCCACAGCCAUGGCGCUACACGGCUGCAGCUGUUCUCGGAACCCAGAUCUUUAUCAUGGGAGGGGAUACUGAAUUCUCUGCGUGUUCAGCUUAUAAAUUCAACAGUGAAACCUAUCAGUGGACUAAAGCUGGAGAUGUGACAGCCAAGAGAAUGAGCUGUCAUGCAGUAGCAUCUGGCAAUAAACUGUUCGUAGUUGGAGGCUACUUUGGAAUUCAGAGGUGCAAAACAUUGGACUGUUAUGACCCAACAAUUGACGCUUGGAACAGCAUAACUACAGUACCUUACUCCCUUAUCCCCACGGCAUUUGUGAGCACAUGGAAACAUCUGCCAUCUUAAAGCACUGACUGGCAUGAUGGACCUCAGCUGUGAAGAUUCGAGGCCAGCUCUUAGAGGAACAUGACAAAAGGACUUUUGAACUUAACAGAAGACGUUUGCCAAUCCCCGCACUCUCCCUCCUGCAGCUGGUGAUUCUGGCCGUCCAGCAGCAGCAGAAACGGUUAAGAUUUUUCUGAACUGAAGAUUUUUAUUUUUUUGGUCUCGUUGUGCUUCAGAUAUCAGUAUUAACUCGCUAAGAUCAGAAUCCAAUGUAUCACAAGGAAAAUGUUUUAAUGGCUUUGUAUGUGGAACCCCUGGGAGCCUGUUUAAUAUGUCUGCAGUGCUUGAAUCCAUCUGGACAGUUCUCUCUAUGGACGAGUUUAUCAUCUGAUAGAAAUGUCAGCACCAGCUGUGGGGGAAGCUGGAGGGUUCCAAGUAGCAAAGAUGUCAGGUUGCAUACAGUCCUAGCCGUGCAUAUCUUGACUUAAGACUACACAAGUGCGCCAUGCCACGGGCAUUUUCUAAAUUCGCGGUUUAACGCAUUCUCAAGAUUAACAAAGCAGAAAACCACAACUGUAACCUAGCCAGAAGAAAAAAAAAAAACUGUGAACAAAUAUUGGAUGUCUUAUUACCCAGAAUCCAUUGCCAUUUCAUUUGCCUAUUUAUAUAUGACUUUGUCAUUACAUUCCCAGUUGUCUAUUUAUUGUGCUGUCUGCAUGCUGAUACAAUGCUUGUAGUUGUAUUGACAUGUGAAGGGCCAUGAUUGUAUGUUUGAAGACCACUCCCAACAUUUCAGCACGGUGUAUUUAGGUGCCUGCAUGCAGCAUUGCAAACUGUGUACUCUUCGGUGUUUGACCAGAUCUUCAUACUAAGAAUGACGAAAUGUGUUAUCUGGUUUCAGGAGUAAAAAAAAAAAAAUGAUAGAAUUGCACGUGUAGCAGGGCUGAAUUUGCCAUUUCUUUAGUUGCAUUUUUGGCAGACUAAGCCUGGACAAGCCCUUUCCAUAUGGACUAUUCUGAUCUUUCAAUGCCGUACACAGUUUCCUCAAUCAAAUUUUAUGAUCAAUGGGGUGUAGAGAGUCCAGUUCCAUGUGGUCAACUGAUUAUGAGCACAUCUUUUUUUCAGUUGGACAACACAUCUUGAUAUGAGUUGUACCUAAUGACACCUCAGCUCUGCUAUAUUGGUAGCUAGCCGUAGCCGUCUCUGCUGCUAUGUAAAAAAACCUGCAGACUUGUGACAGGCUGGUUAACUUACAUAAUGUGAAACCCUAUGGUUAUCAUGAGCUAUGGCUCUGAGGCAAGGAUGCUGAAUGGGUAUUACAACCAUCCAUCUCCUCAGAUUGCAUGCGUUCUUCUGACUUGCAUAUUUUUGGUGCGAUAGUGGGGCAAUCUUCUUAAAGGAACAGAACUGGAUCCCCUUUAUGAGCCUUGAGCCAGUUUCACAUGAGUCUAAUCAGUCCGGAAAACGUGCACCAUGUUGGGAGCUGUAUUUCCUAGACUGAACAUUGCUUCUCUGAAGCGGACUUGCAGCAUCCUAAUGAUUAUGAUGCUGUGAAUUUCUGUGUCACCGCAGGUCUACUAAACUGUAGUCACAUAAUGCAGUGACUACAGUACAGUGGACCUGCGGUGAGAUGGGAAUUCACAACAUCAUAAAUCAUUAGGAUGCUGCAAUAUUCAGUCUGGGAAAUACAGCUCCCACAUGGAGUGUGUUUCCCAGACUGAAUAUGCUUGUGUGAAACUGGCCAUAGUAAAGAGUGACUACCAAGCAUUGGAUCUGGGUCUGGCGGACUCGGUCUGUCCAUGAUCGCAUGGUCACAAGUAAUAUUACAUUUUCCAUGUAGAUGCAGUCUCAGGAGUCGGACGUACACUGAUCAGCUGCUCUCCAAUUAAAGGUGUCUGUGUGAACAAUGCAAUAUUAACAUAGUUUUCAACCACAAAGCCUACAUUUACAGAGUCAAUAAUCUUCCAUCAAGCCCAACACCUAGUCUGAGCCCAGAUCAGAUUUUCGGAAUAAACCGUCUCUAAUCGCCAAUGUGAUGUGAAUGUUGUCAGUGUUGAAACUGGAGCUGGAGUGUCCGGUUCAUGUAAAGGGUGAAGAAUGCCUGGCUGGAGCUCUUCCUUGCAGCUAUAUAAAUGUGACUGUUCACAGAUAUGUAUCACAGCUGCUUCCCCUAUAUUUCCCUCCUUCUGAAGGCACAAACAUUAGCAGCCUGCACGAUGAAGGGCCCUUGGUAAUGAUUAUUAAGUGACAAGUGAGUGGAUUUCACAAAGAUGUCCUACAAAAGCGGCACCUGAAAUGCACACACUACACACUCUGUGUCCAUGUCCUACUACUCCUGGUUCCAGUAUAUAGAGAUGCUAAAAGUAUCUCGUAAACUGGAGUUGCAAUGUUGCAAAGGUAAAAAUACAACUGUAAUGGAAUCGGCAUAAAGGUCGAGGAAGACUAGGAAGGAGAGCACAGCCUCUUCAGAUGAAGCUGUAACAAGACCUGUACUUUAAUUACACACAGUGGUAAAAUAAGAAGCAGUGGAGGUCACUUUCUCAGGCCAUCCACCGGGCAGGUCGCACGUCGUCCUCUUCUUUGUAUAAACUUGUUGGCACAUAGUGUCUGUACAGUGUUAUUCUGCGUUUACCGGGAAGCCACCAAUGGUUCACCCUUGCUUUCUGGUAAAUACUUUGUCGUCAUUGUCGUCUUUUGUAUAGCUGUUGAUCGUCUGCUUGUCGGAUCACUAUUGACCUCCUGCAAAUGUAUUUAUUUAUUUAUGGAAAUUUCUUGGUUUUUGCCAAAGCCGUUCGUUUUGUACGUGUUUUCUCGUUCCGCUCUAUACUUGUUGCAUUUUCUUUUCAAGUGAAUUUGUGGUAAGAAAAUAAUAAAAUUGCACUGUUUCAUUA
This is a messenger RNA of Bufo gargarizans (Asiatic toad), 4851 nucleotides long. RefSeq names its product ectodermal-neural cortex 1 (gene ENC1). Lineage: Eukaryota; Metazoa; Chordata; Amphibia; Anura; Bufonidae. The record is from RefSeq and is a predicted model, not a curated record. Gene Ontology annotation, molecular function: protein binding. The coding region runs from base 203 to 1981 and encodes 592 amino acids. The transcript is spliced from 3 exons.